Rotaria socialis is the source of this 570-nucleotide messenger RNA. NCBI's taxonomy places the organism in Eukaryota, Metazoa, Rotifera, Eurotatoria, Philodinida, Philodinidae. The record is from the annotation of a GenBank genome assembly.
AUGUCUCUCCCAGGUUCACAACGUGUUGCUGGUACUGAUGGAAGUGAUUUUCAUCAUCGUGAACGCAUAGCUGAACAUUAUCGUGUUAGUAUAGAAACUAAACCACGUCUACGAAUAUUAAUUUAUCUUCAUUUUGUUCUUGCUUUGCUUGUUCUUUUCCAACUCGUGACAUAUCAUGUACCAUUAAUAAAAACCGUAAAAACUCCACGACCACAUCUGUGGCAGUACAUAUGGAUUAUGACUAUUCUACCAUCAAUAUGUGGUCUCUUGUCAAUGAAUAAAAAUCAUCUAUUUUUAAUGAAAUUAUUUUUUCGUGGUACAGUUACACUCGGCUUAGGUACAAUAAUGACAACAAUUAUACUUAAUUUAAGUGAUUUGUUUACGUUUAAAAAAUUAAAAUCCAAUCAUCACUUAGAUGAAGUUGAACCACAAACCUUUCUUGGCUUUCCAUUAUUAAUACUAUGGUAUAUAUUUUUGAUAAUCAUGGUUCAAAUACAUGCAUUCAGUUUAUAUAUGGCUAAUAUUUUAUUACAUAGUUGGCAACAAUAUAAGUCAACCAAACAAAAUUAA